AUGCGCAACCUUCAACAAGGUCAGAAGGUCACUUCCGUUGACCUGUGCAACAUGUUGGUGCUACAGAAGAAGCAGAAGCGACAGUGUAGUAGGGGCAAGGGAGUCGCCGAGACACUUGUGAGGGCCAGUCGCCUGUCCGCCAUGGAGUGCCAGCACCAGUUCCAACACGAAAGGUGGAACUGUUCCCUGGGGGAUUAUCGGAAGCAUAUUCUUCGGAAAGGUUUCAAGGAAACCUCAUUUCUGUACGCAAUAUCGUCUGCGGGACUGGUGCACGAGGUGGCCCGCGCCUGCGCUCAGGGCAUCAUCGACAGAUGUACGUGCGAUGAGUCUAAACAUCUGGAGAAUACAGAAACAUGGCGGUGGGGAGGAUGUGGUGACAACAUCCGCUUUGGGUUAAAGUUCACCCGGAAGUUCUUGCAUGGAGGGAAGCGAUCCGAGAAGGACAUCAGAGGGACGGUAGACGAGCACAACAGCGAGGCUGGGAUCAAGGUUGUCAAAGACUUGGUCAACACAACAUGCAAGUGUCAUGGGGUCUCAGGCUCCUGCACAGUGAGGACAUGCUGGAUACAGUUAGCGCCUUUCAAAACCGUCGGCAACGUUCUGAAAUCGAAAUACGAAAAAUCCGCCAAAGUCAUCUUCCAUCCAAACCAGGCGACGGGCCAACCGCAGCUGAUGAAGCGCCGCAGUGCUCUCGCGGACUCUUCUUACUCACCGGCCGAAAUGAACAUUGUGCCACUUAAGAAAUCUGAGCUAACGUAUAUCGACAAUUCGCCAGAUUUUUGCCUGAACAGCAGUUAUUCACCUGGUACUUCCGGUCGUUCUUGUUUAAAGGGAGACAAUUGUGAUACCAUGUGUUGUGGUAGGGGCUAUAAUGUGCAGAAGCAGAUCCAACAAACACCUUGUAAAUGUGAAGCUAUAUGGUGCUGUAAGAUUACCUGUAGUGUGUGUUUUUUCGAAAAGGAAGUGUACUUGUGUAAAUAG
Molecule: messenger RNA, 981 nt
Organism: Candidula unifasciata
Lineage: Eukaryota; Metazoa; Mollusca; Gastropoda; Stylommatophora; Geomitridae
Source: the annotation of a GenBank genome assembly